UGGGUUCGGUUGCUAAGCAGCACGCACAGAUAGGAGGGUAGUGUCCCGUUAGCUACAUUUUAGCUUCAUUUAGCUUCAUGCUAAAUGUGACUCUUCAUCCUCACCCUCUUGGAGUUGCAAAAACAAAUUGCGCGUUGAGGUAAAUAUGUGUCCGCAACAGUCUCCCUGAGGUUUGGACAACUUAUAUUUUCAAUUUCGACAUAGGUUUUAAAAAUGGGUCCGCACAAGUGCCGAGCGAAACUUGAUCGUGAACGUGGAUUUUCUGGCAACAAAGAUACCCCCGUGAAACCAGCGCUGGACAGGCGGGACAGUAAGAAAUACACACACAUGCACCACCGUUAGAUUACACUGAGCCUCAAAUCACCAGGAGGUCUGUUUUGUUUAAAAGUUAUUAGAAUUAAAUCAUAUUUCUCACAUUCUUGCCAACUAAAAGUGAUAAACUUGCUUCAAUCCGUCCAGUGCUUUACAGUAUGGUAUGUUUAUCUGAUGUAUUUUAAUAUAUGAUCAAUUUUAUCAGCUGCAUCUCAAAACUUUUUCAGAAUUCAGGAAACUUCUGCCCACCAGACAUCAUGAAACAAUCCAAGAGGAACCUGAACUGGAUGAGAUAAAAGUCCCCACUGUCAGACCAACUGACCCAGUCUUGGUGGGUUUUCCUUUCUGUUCUUACUAAUAAUACAUAAUAAAAAUAGUAUUUAUUUACAUAAAUUGUUUUCCUGCUGUUCUCCAGCAAUUACAAUAUUGACACCUUGGCAAUUUAAUGCAACCUCUGCAUGAAUUCUACUUUUGGGAAGCCUCUACAUUUUUAGUUAAUGUUUACAUCAUCAUAACUAUCUAAGUUUUAGUGGGUGUUGGUAAUUUACUGGGAUGCACUGAAAGGUGUUCUUCUUUGCUCCCCUGUGUUUGCUAAUACAGCCCUGGGGUGUGUGAUGUUAUCAGUGUUAUAAGUUUUAGCUGUCAUGAAUUUUUUACUAAUGAUGUGUGGCUAUUUGCAUCAGUUGUAACACAUAUAGGUGAGGGGGUAAGAGGAGCGCAACAGCACUUCCAUUUUAAUGGUACAUCUCAGUAGUCAUCCUGAAGCAUUUACAGUUUCUGAAAAGUUAGCACAAAAAGCAUCAGUACCAAAAAAAAAACUUGGAUAAAAGGUAUUGGUAUUGGCAAAAUGAGCUAAAAGUAUGUAUUAAAAUCUAAUAUUGUCCAUUAACUUUGAAUCAAAAACCCUUUCACACUCUUUCUCCAGUCUUUUUCUAUUUUACUGUAAAGUUAAUAACAUGUUCUGUGUUGACCUUUCUCCUUAUUUCCAUACUUACUCUUUUCAUACACAGAAGAACCGUAAGUCCGUCUACUCCAAAUCUGUGUCACACUCGAGCAGCCCUGCAUUGACUUCCAAAGGAAACACCUUCCCAUCAGCCACACCAGCUACUCCAAAAUCUGGCCGUAUCGUGUCACCUGCAGGUCAUCCAAUGAUUCAGAUGACACCCAAUCCUAUGGCUCUGAAAAGUGCUGCAAAACCAGCUCAAAAAAGAUCUUCAGCGACCCCUGAAAGUGUGCAAUCCAGCAUGGAGUCGAACACAACUUUCAGCUCUGAUGAUGAUGAUGAUGAGGAAGACUGUUACUCCUCUGAGGCAUCAUCUUCCAGCAGCCUUCCUUCCCCGGAGAUCUUCAGAAGAGAUAGCUCUGGUACAUGAUUUUGAUCACUCACAAUCAGAGUUUAUGUUUGUUAUGUGUGAGUUUUAUUUCUUCAUUUCUUCUUUUAAUAAUGGAGCCAUUGAUUUUCUCUGGUUUAGAGGAUUCCCCGGGUCACCGUUCUCGCAUUAAAAACUCAACCUUACUGGAUGUGAGCCACGCUGAGACUAUCCACAUGUACCAUCCUCCCAACCUUUCCACCAUCAUUGGUAAUGAAGGAGCUAGAGCUAUCAGUUACAGUCUGAUUUUUAACCCAUGAAUGAAAAGGAAACUAAUAUGACUUUGUAAACCUUUUAUCCGCACUUGUCUAAUGAGAACACAACCUUUCUCUGCAGAUGCCUCUUCGAUUCUUUAUGAAAAGAAAUGUGAGAACAAGUGAGUCAUGCUAUCUUUUCCUGCUUGGCAGAGUCAACUCAAACAAAAUAUUUUAAAGUGCUAUCCUUUAUGUCAUUGCAAUAUCUUGCAUGCUGAUAAAUCUAAUUAUUUGUAGUCCCGUUAAAGUGAAUUAAACAACACAGAGUAAAGUUGAACACAUCUGCAUACUCUCUAAACUGCUAAAAUAAGUUAUUCUUUUGUCUUUAAAGCCAACCCCUGGGUCCUGAGGCUGAGACCAAACAAAAAAGGGUGACUUUUGAACCAGGUGAAUACUUAUGAAGAGGUUUAUCUUUAUGAAUGAUUAAAAAAAACAAAAAAAAAACAUUUAGUUAUAGUGUUUAAGUUAAGUUAUAUGAGAUCAGUAACAGAGGGGUAAGACUAGACAAGUCUUUGACUUCUUCUUACCCCUUUUUUGGACAUGUGGAUACUCUGGUUUUGUUUUUGUUCUUAUUUUGUUGUGAUAAGUGAGAUUGAUGUGCUUCUAAGUGAGGCACUUAUUUUAUUUUAUUCUUAACUGUUGUUUUGUGUGUUUUUUUAUAUACAUUUUUUUAACCAUGUCCAGAAAUAAAUAAAGAAAGAAAGAAAGAAAGAACUUUAAUGGAAAAUAUACAUUAUGCAUUGCCAAAGCUUCAACUCUUCGUGGUUAUUGUUAUUCUAAAACUUCUAUUGAUAGCCCAAAUUUAUAAUUCUUUCCAUCUAUAAACUCUGCCUUUCCUUGGAGCAGGCAUUUGUUGGGGAAAGAUUAAGUAUGUAUUGGAUUAAUAGAGAAGUCUGGUCCUGCUCCACUGGAUUUAUGUGGGGAAAUUUCACAGCAUGCUUUUAUUUUCCAUUUUAUGGUAAUUCUUGUGUUUAUUUUGGCUUUUUAUUCCUUCAUCACAGAAAAAGCCUGCAUCUCUAAAAGACCAACAAAAGUAAGAUAGUCUCUUGGUUAUGUUUUAAAAGCAAUUUUUAGUGACUGUAUCCUUGUUUUGAUCAAGCGUAUAAUUUUGUUCCCUCAGCCCGCUAAAAGGAGGUCCAUUUCACACAAGAAGAAGGUGUGUUUCAAAAGCCCAUUCGUCUUCAAGUUAUCUGAGGCAAAACCCACCUCGGCUAACAAAGUAACCCCUCACAUUACCACCAAACCGGUCGGAAGAGCUAGUCCGACUGAGCAGAAUAAGCCCGAGACAGAUCCACAUGAAGCAGGUGAAGGCGGUGUCAAAGAGGAUGAAUCACAAACAGUCAAGUUUUUCGACUUUGACACCGAUAGCGACAGGGAUGCGUUCUUUCAAAUGAUGAGGGAAAGGAGUGUCAGGCUCAGGAAUGCACCGUUAUUUCCUCUUACAGCUGUUAAGCCCACAAACUCUUUGAUUAUGUAACAUAAGAGAAAAAUUCAAUUUUUGGAAAAAUAUAAUUACUUCCAUGAUCUUUAAGUUUUCUUUAUUUAUGAUUAUUAUUUUUUACUUUGCACAAGAGUAGUCUGUUUGUCCCUCAGGUUAACAGUCUAAUGCUACUUCAGUGUCUGCUUUGGGCAAUACACUGUCAUGUUUAGUUUAAUCGGUAUUUCUUAAAGAAUAAUUUAGAGGGUUGCCACACCAGUUCGUGUACGUAGAUGGCCUAGACUGUGUACAUAGCAAAAUAUUUAAUGGUUGUAAAAUACAGCUGAUCUCCAAACUAUUUAUUUCAAUAAUACAACAGCCGUGCAAACUGUGGUGCAAUUUGAGUGUUAAAAACCACCUGCUGGUGAAAAUGCACUUUUCAAUAUACUGUUUCAGAGCAGCCUUUGACUUCCUUUUUGUUAUCAAACAUGUAUUUGCUGCAGUAUGGCCACUAGAUGUCAGACCUGUGUUUAAUUUAGAAAGCUGUGUUCUCUGUUCUUACUAGAAUGACUUUUCUUCGACAUAGAUGAGUCAGUUAAACAUGAUUUUUGUUCUUAUUUUGCAUUUUUUCAGUCUUUUGUCUUGGCUUAUGUGUCUGUACUUAAAAAAGUUUCAGGUUAACAAUAAAUAAAAAAAGUAUGGUUAAACUUUAAGGAUAUUUUG
Xyrichtys novacula (pearly razorfish) is the source of this 4076-nucleotide messenger RNA. NCBI's taxonomy places the organism in Eukaryota, Metazoa, Chordata, Actinopteri, Labriformes, Labridae. The record is from the annotation of a GenBank genome assembly.